AUGGCCACACUGAUGUCCACUAGGGGGCCACACCGACACUACACUGAGCUUGCAGACCUUCGUCACCUCCACUCGAAGCUGAAGAAGCAGUUUCAGGAGAAGAUGGCAGAGCUGUCUCACGCCAACAGGAGAAUGGAAGGACACGAGGCUGAGGUCAAGAAACUCCGGAUGAGGGUCGAGGAGCUGAAGAAGGAUCUGGGUCAAGCGGAAGACGAGCUGGACGAGGCCCAGAAUCAGACCCGGAGGCUGCAGAGGUCACUGGACGAACAGGUGGAGCAGACGGAGAACAUGCAGGUGCAGCUGGAGCAUCUACAGUCCAGGUGA
Messenger RNA from Knipowitschia caucasica, 324 nucleotides. Lineage: Eukaryota; Metazoa; Chordata; Actinopteri; Gobiiformes; Gobiidae. The record is from the annotation of a GenBank genome assembly.